CGGAAACCGGUUCUGGAACAGAAUAUCGGAUCCGGUACCCUUUAAUCGGUCGGGCUCUUGGUCUCAUAGAAAGUUCAUUUCGGUUCUUGGGUAUUCGUUAACCGAUGCUCAUCUCUCGACCAACUUCGACUGCAUCUCCAUUUGUAGUCCAUAGGUCUGCAACAACUAAUCGUCAAUACAAGCAGCUCAAAUGCAAUUACAAGCAAGGAAUUUUCGUUUACAAACUGUUAUUCUUGCGUUCAAAUCUUGAUUUUUCAAAUGCUCUUUAAAUCAAUCAAGUAUGCUACUCAUUAUCAAGAUUCCAUUGCAAAAAGAGUGUGUAGAAGAGCACUCGUCCACUCAUGGCCGUCAAAAAACCCUAACGAAAAUGGGUAUAUUAGCGAUGAAAGAUCGGGGCCAAAUAGCGUUAGGGUUUCAAAUCUUUUUGGCAGUGGUAGGGAUUAUAAUUCGUGUCAAGAAUCAGGGGAGGAAGUCGAUUCCAAAUUUUCGAGAAAUUACGAUGCGAAUGGUCAAGAAAUCGAGGGUUUCAGAAGGGUUGAAAACGAUGGAGAUGAAAUUAGACAUCCAUUAGUGAAGGAAGUUUGUAGAUUGAUCGACUUACGCUCAAAUUGGACUCCGAACCUUGAAGGCGAAUUGAAACAAUUGGUUCGAAGUUUGAAGCCUCAACAAGUUUCCGCCGUGCUUAGGCAUCAAAAGGAUGCGCGAAUUGCACUUCAAUUGUUUUAUUGGGCCGAUCGACAAUGGCGAUACCAGCAUCACCCCAUUGUCUACAACUCCAUGCUCGAGAUCCUUAGCAAAACUAGUAUGUAUCAAGGCGCUAAAAGGGUUAUUCGUCUUAUGUCACGAAGAAGAAUCCGUCUUCAUCCUGAAGCGUUUGGUUACUUGAUGAUAUCCUACAGCCGUGCUGGCCAUUGGCGAAAAGCGUUGCAGGUUUUCUCGGUAAUGGAAAAAGCUAAAAUCUCCCCUAAUUUGCUUGUAUAUAACAUCGCCAUUUACGUUCUUGUGAAAUCUAACAAACUGGAAAUGGCGAUGAAGAUAUUGGAUAGGAUGAAACUAGUGGAGAUCGCUCCUAAUGAAGUGACAUACAAUUGCUUGAUUAAAGGGUAUUGUGAUGCAGGUCGUAUUCAAGACGCCAUGAAUCUGAUUCAAGCCAUGUCUUUGACAAAUUGUUAUCCUGAUAAGGUAUGUUAUCAUACGAUCAUGGGUUUCUACUGUAAAGAUAAUAAAAUCGAAGAAAUUAGGAGCUUGAUGAAGAAAAUGAAAGAAGGUAAUGUAAUCCCAGAUCAAGUUACUUACAAUACCCUCAUUCAUAUGCUCUCUAAAUCCGGCUAUGGAGUUUCUGCAAUUUCUUUUCUAAAAGAAGCUGAACAACACGGCUUUUCAAUCGAUAAAGUGGAAUACAGUGCAAUCAUCCAUUCAUUCUGUGAAUCUGGAGACAUAGAGAAAGCAAAAGAACUUAUGAAAGAGAUGAAGAUGAAAGGUUGUCCCCCUGAUAUUGUGACAUACACCGAUCUCAUAAAUGGUCUUUGUAGAGUUGGGAAAGUUCUAGAAGCCAAAACUUUACUUCAAGAAAUCUCAAAACUCGGUUGCAAACCAAACACAGUUUCAUAUACCUCGUUCUUGAACGGAUUAUGUCGUAAUGGGAAAUCAUCAGAAGCUCGAGAGAUUUUGAACACAAGUGAAGACGAAUUGUGGGUCCCGAAUUCAAUCACAUAUAGUGUUCUAAUGCAUGGUUUUAUACGCGAAGGAAAGUUACCCGAGGCCCAUGAAAUAACCCGUGAAAUGAUCCGAAAAGGGUUCUCCCCAACUCCAGCCGAAAUCAAUCUUUUGAUCCAAUCUUUUUGUCAAAACGGGCGACCCAAUGAUGCCAAGAAGUUGAUCCAAGAAUGUCUUGAAAAAUGCGAGGUUAACCAGGUAAAUUUCACAACUUUGAUCAAUGGAUUUUGUAAAAAUCAAGACUUGGAAUCCGCGUUUUCGGUUCUUGAUGAUAUGUACUUGAAAGACAUAAAACCGGAUGUGGUUACAUACACGACGAUAAUCGAUACAUUAGGAAAAAUGGGUUUGAUAGAAAAGGCGAUAGAAAUGAUUAAUAAAAUGCUCGCAAAAAGUUUAAUCCCGACUUUAGUUACAUAUAGGGUUAUUAUAAAUCGAUUUUGUCAACACGGAAGAGUAGAUGAACUUUUAUCUUUACUCGAUAAGAUGGUCUUGAGGCAACCCUACAAGAAUGUUUACAAUCUAGUUAUUGAAAAACUUUGUUUGUUUGGGAAGGUUGAUGAGGCGUAUAAACUUUUAGGUAAAGUUUUGAGGACGGGUUCGAGAACCGAUGUUGACAGCUGUCAUAUGCUUAUUGAAAGUUAUUUGAAAAAGGGCGAUCCGGGGUCCGCGUAUAAAGUGGCAUGUUGGAUGUUUGAACGAAAUUUGGUUCUGGAUUUGAAGUUAUCUGAGAAAUUGAGGAAAAUUUUGUGUGUUUAUGGGAUGUCGCGUGAGGCGGAUGAAAUUAUGCUAAGAUUUGUAGAAUGUGGAAAGAUCUCUGUGUGAGUUGGUCUUGCUAUAAAGAGGUGAGAAUCUGUAAGUGUGGUCUUAGGUUCAAGUUUGGGCAUCAUCUUGUUGUGGGGACACUGUGAUUUACCUUUCUCAUAUUGACUGUGAGUGUGGUUAAAGUUUCAAUUUUAAUGUGGAUUUAGGGUCCUUAUGAGCGAGCCACCAACUAGUGGGCUACUGUGUACCUGAUUUACAUCUCACAUGAUAUUUUUCGAAGCAUAAUAGUGUUGGCCAGCUCCGAGGUUGUUGGAGACAUCAUUUUUGCUACAAGUUAUGUAUUAUGGUUUUGUAAGAUGCUACUUUGAAAUUGUAUUGGAUUGACCUAUUGUGUUUUUAAGGAAGUAGGCUCAAGUAAAGACCAUUUAGUUAUAGUGAAAGAAGUAGUUUGUAUAUUCUCUAGAAUUAGUGGUUUUCUUUUAGGUUUACACUUUAGCUUUCUUUCUAUAAUUUUAUCCGUUGUGAGUUGAUACUUUGAUACUAUACUUGAAGAACUUGUGUAA
Molecule: messenger RNA, 3041 nt
Organism: Lactuca sativa (garden lettuce)
Lineage: Eukaryota; Viridiplantae; Streptophyta; Magnoliopsida; Asterales; Asteraceae
Product: Tetratricopeptide repeat (TPR)-like superfamily protein
Biological process (GO): chloroplast-nucleus signaling pathway; mitochondria-nucleus signaling pathway
Cellular component (GO): chloroplast
Molecular function (GO): protein binding
Source: RefSeq, a predicted model, not a curated record